AUGAAUGAAUCGAAAUCAGUGAUAACAAACGAUGAAUUACAACUUGAUUUCGUUGGAGUCGAUCCAAUUGUUUUUCCAGUCUAUAGUAGUGAUGAAUAUUGGGGAAGAGAGGUUCCAUACGCAGUUUUUAUUCUUAUAUUUUGUGUAUUUUUCAUAAUUCUUCAAAUUCUCGUAAUGAGAGUGAUGAUAACAGAUAAAGACUUGAAAAAGUUACCUGCAUUUCAAAUAAUGUUUAUGAUCUCAUUUUUCGAUACGAUCCAAUUAUUUGUUCAUUUAACCGCUGUAUUUUAUAUUUUGAAUUCUAAACCUCAUUUUGGUACUGUAGACUAUUUAAUUGGAGCGGUAAUGAAUGCAUCUUGGGUCUCAAUGCUCAUUCUCAGUAUAUUUCUGAAUAUAAAUCGUUUGAUUUCCAUAGUUUUUCAUUUUAAAUCUAGUCGAAUAUUCAGUCCGGUUACUAUGAAAAUCUAUUUUUCUCUGAUUCUCGUUGUCUGGUGCAUCGUCUUCUUUCUGAAUGCAUCUGGAUACAGUCAUAUGGUCUAUCUGUUACCUGCUUACACGUGGCAUUAUGCCGCAGCAAAUCCAUUGUCUGCAACACUGAGAUCAGUUAGUGCAGAUAUCUCAUUAGUUGAUGUUUUAUUCUCCCUUUUUGCUCAUUUGUCUAUAUUCACUUAUAUUUAUUUUAAAGCAGCGAUGUUAUCCAAGAAAGAAUUAAUUCUGACCAUUCAAGUUGUAUGUGUUUCAAUGUUUCAUAUUAUUGGAUAUUUGACGUGGGAAUAUUUUCCAAUUCCCUGGGAAUUACCGAUUGGAGUUUUCAUUGGACACGUUGUUUGGAUGGUUUGGAAUGCAAUUAAUCCAAUGUUAUAUGUCUUGAUCAAUCCACGUAUUCGAAACUUGGUAUUAGCUUCAAUUGGAAAGCAAACAGAAGUCAGUGGACGUACUCUAUUCAUCGCUUCUCAUGUCUCCACUGUCCGUCAAUCCGGGUCAAAACUUUGA
Molecule: messenger RNA, 993 nt
Organism: Caenorhabditis remanei
Lineage: Eukaryota; Metazoa; Nematoda; Chromadorea; Rhabditida; Rhabditidae
Exons: 8
Coding region: 1-993 (330 amino acids)
Source: RefSeq, a predicted model, not a curated record